Episyrphus balteatus (marmalade hoverfly) is the source of this 998-nucleotide messenger RNA. It is a transcript of the gene Cchl, whose product is annotated as holocytochrome c-type synthase. Gene Ontology annotation, biological process: cytochrome c-heme linkage. Gene Ontology annotation, molecular function: holocytochrome-c synthase activity. NCBI's taxonomy places the organism in Eukaryota, Metazoa, Arthropoda, Insecta, Diptera, Syrphidae. The record is from RefSeq and is a predicted model, not a curated record. The coding region runs from base 216 to 983 and encodes 255 amino acids. Gene Ontology annotation, cellular component: mitochondrion. The transcript has 3 exons.
AGCCUUACAAUAAUUGUUGUCAAACGACACAACACCACAAAAUCACAGGAUUCCUUUUCAAUAUUUUUUGGACAAAAAUGUUCUCUUUUUAUCAGAGAUUCUAAUACUUUUCACAAUAAUUCAAAUCAAAUAAACUAUUCCAAAUUGACAAUCUAUUGGUUAAAGAGGAAAUUGAUACAUUUUUAACUCUGUAUUGAAAAAAACAACUUAAAAACAUGGGUAAUACAGUAUCUGCUGCUGAACAUCCAACUAUACAACCGGGUGCAAGUCCACCUCCCGAAUGUCCAAUGCAUCAAAAGCAACCAGAAGUAAAAAAAGAACCUGUGCCAUCUGCUUCUGAAUGUCCAGUUAAACAUGAUAAUAGUGAUGUGAAUCCACUCAACAUGAUGCCAGCAGCAAAUCAAAAUCCAGCUCCAGAUCAACCAUUUCCUUUGCCAACUGACCGUCAAACCUCAAGUAUACCAAAAGUAACUCCCGAUGGACAUGUCGAAUUCUGGCAAUAUCCAAGUCAACAAAUGUUCUGGAAUGCUAUGCUUCGUAAAGGUUGGCGAUGGAAGAAUGAAGAUGUUAGUCAAAAAGACAUGGGCGAUAUAAUAAAAAUUCAUAACGCUAACAACGAGCAGGCUUGGAAGGAGGUACUUAAAUGGGAAGCACUUCAUGCUUCGGAAUGUCGUAAUCCAAAGUUGAGGAGUUUUGGAGGCAAGGCUGCCGACUACAGUCCUCGUGCACGAUUUCGUUCAUUGUUAGGGUACGAACUUCCUUUCGAUCGACACGAUUGGAUUGUAGACAGAUGUGGUAAGGAUGUUCGUUAUGUGAUUGAUUAUUACGACGGUGGUGUUGUGGAUAACGAAUAUAAAUUUGCUGAAUUGGAUGUGCGUCCGGCUAUGGAUUCGCUUGAUAAUAUUUGGGAUAGAAUGAGGGUAGCAUAUAUGCGAUGGAAAAUCGAAUUGGUUGAAACUUUCCAAGGGAAAAUAGAUCAGUGAUAUUCUAAUAUCGAA